Molecule: messenger RNA, 984 nt
Organism: Symbiodinium natans
Lineage: Eukaryota; Dinophyceae; Suessiales; Symbiodiniaceae
Source: the annotation of a GenBank genome assembly
AUGGAAAAUGCGGAUAAAGUCUUGCACAAGGACUUGGUCCUGUCCCUCAGAUGCUUGGCACGGUUCUUUUGGCACUACCCGGUGGUCAUCUUUCACACCAAUAGCACAACAGCCUUGGAAUUGAACUGGAUGCGCUCCGUCAUUCCUGGCCAACUGCAAGUUGACUUUGAAGAAGUGUCCCUGGAUUUUCCGGCAUCGCUCCUUGAGUCUCCGGGUGGGCCAGAUGCAUUUCUGCGACCACCUUCCUGCAUGCUUGAUGGGCACCACCAGUGGAGCUUGCAACGCAGCUGCGGCUGCCGUUGCCCUGCUUGGCGACCGCAAUGUUGGCCGCUGAACUGGAUGCAUGCCACGCACUUCUUCACCGCUGGAAUGUUCCGGACAAAGACCUUUCAAGAUGGGGGCUACGAUUACUUCUUGCGGCUCGAUAUUGACCUUUUCUUCGUGGAGGAGCCCAUCUUGGAUCCCUUCCAGCACAUGGCAGACCAUGGCUGUGUCAUGGUCUAUGACCGGCUGUCGCGUGAAGCGCCUGGUUGCUUUGACGACUUCGACCAUCGUUGCCAAGAGUACCUGGACAGGAUGGAGUAUUUUGGCCAACCCGAUGUUGACAUUCUUCAAGUAGGCCAUGGUCCUGCAGCAGCCGGCGGCCAGUGGACCAUUGGUGAUGUGCGGUUGUUUACCUCACCGAGGUACCUCCACUUCGCUGACCAUUUUGCCAGCGGGAUCUACUCGCACCGCUGGGCAGACCAGCUGAUCUUGCUGCGAGGUGCAGCGCUCUUUGGUCCUCGGGCAAAUCUGCAACCAGAGUCCGAAGUCCCCGCAGUGUCUUUGUGUCUAGCAUCUCUCUUUCGGCAAGGUGCUGAAGGCGGCGUGGGUGGCGCACCCCCUGGUCUUGUUCACCUGAAGGGCGGGUUCCGACAAGAUUGGCUGCUGGAGACAUGUGCGGCUGAAGAUGCCUUCUUGAAAAAGUUCUUUGCACGCAAGCUU